Molecule: messenger RNA, 1593 nt
Organism: Diaporthe citri
Lineage: Eukaryota; Fungi; Ascomycota; Sordariomycetes; Diaporthales; Diaporthaceae
Exons: 5
Coding region: 1-1593 (530 amino acids)
Biological process (GO): positive regulation of transcription by RNA polymerase II; aromatic amino acid catabolic process
Cellular component (GO): nucleus
Molecular function (GO): DNA-binding transcription factor activity, RNA polymerase II-specific
Source: RefSeq, a predicted model, not a curated record
AUGAGCGUGGCACCGAGCGGCAUGACUUCAGACACUAAGACAGACGUCUUGGAGGUCUGGAGUGCAUUCCGGUUCGUGAGGAUGGGGUGGCUGUCGGCGCAGGAGGCAGUUAACUUUGUUGAUUUAUUCUUUCAAAACAUGUCUCCCUUGUCGCCUGUGUUGGAUGACUUCUACGCUGAUCACGUCAACCACUUUGACCUGGUUACCCGCGAGCCUCUACUUGGGUGCCAAGAGAAGAGUUCCAAGGCCAGGACGCGGACCCUGGGUUCCAUAGAGGCGCUGAUACUCCUUACCGAAUGGCACCCGCGGGCUUUACAGGUCCCUCCGGUCUCUGACGGGUGGGACUCGGACAUGAUCAUGUCGUUCCCGGAUGUGCGCGACCAGAAUGGUGCGGUUGUCGACAAUCCGUCCCGUGACAGGUGGCUUGAGGACGUCAUCCAGCCUGCACAGCGGUCGGACAGGAUGUCCCGGACAGUGCUGGGCAUGGCCAUGACUCUUGCGAAUGAACUCGGAGUGUUCGACCAGCAAGAGGAUGCGGAUACAGAGAAGCUGUCUCAGUAUGAGAUCCGGCAGUACCACAGACGCAAGGCACUGCCCAAGCUGUUGUUUCUGUACCAGGAGCAGCUGUCGUCGAGGCUUGGCUGCAAGUCCCUGAUGCCAGAGAGCGUCAGCCAUGGAAUCACGUCCUCCAGCGCGUCGAGAAUGUCGUUUGCGAAGCGCGGGGAGGACUGGAACUCGUUCAUAAUUGCCUGGACGGAGCUCACCAAGAUGGUGCGGUCCAUAUCUGACGCGCUCUUCCCGUCGCAGGCCAUCACGAGCCAGCUGCUCCGCAGCGGCCGCUACAUCAUCAUAAUCGAGCAUUUCAGGCUGUUGCUCUCCGGCUGGGAAGAGAAGCACCUGAAAAGUCUCGGGACCAAGACAUAUUUUUAUGACCUCCUGACCGUCGAGCACCAGAACACGCAGGCCCACGCCAACUCUCUGGGUCUCCAAGCCGUAGUACAGAGAACCCUAGCCGGCUCAGACGCCGCCUCCACCGCGGGCCAGAUCGAGAUCAGCUCGACAGACUACAACUUCAUCCAGGCCGUCGUCGACGGCUGCCUCGAAACACUGAAGAUAACAGCAGCACUCGCCCAGAGAAACAUGCUCAAGUACGCCCCCGUCGGCGUCUUCCUGCGGAUAACCACCGCCUCAGUCUUCUUGCUCAAGGCCCUCGCGGUCGGCGUCAGCACCACCCGGCUCCGCCGCUCGCUGGACACCCUGACGCGGGCGAUAUCCGCACUGCGCGAUGAUGCCGUGUGGCUGCCGCAUCUGGGAGUCUUUGGUGCGGACUGGGAGCUCUCCGACAGUCAUCAGAACCACCCGGCCGGUAAGGAUGUCGAGGAGUUCCCAACGCAAGAAACUCUUCUCUACCGAGCCUACUACUCAGAUCCAAUCGCAAGGCGCCACCCGUGGUUAUUUGAGCUAGAUUGGCCUCCAGAUGACACCGAGACCGAUUUGGACGACGACUAUAUUAUGAGUCAUCUUUGGUCAGGCGAGGCUGUCUACGUUCGAAGUCUUGUCACCCAUCAUUAUCUCGGAGUGGCUGGCGAUUAA